Cylicocyclus nassatus is the source of this 4809-nucleotide messenger RNA. The record is from the annotation of a GenBank genome assembly. Lineage: Eukaryota; Metazoa; Nematoda; Chromadorea; Rhabditida; Strongylidae.
AUGGAUGCAAGAGAUGGUGGAUUCCCAAUCCCGGAAGGAGGUGUACGAAAUGACCCUCGUCUCAGAGGAAGAUUUAUGCAGUAUCGGAGGCCACGUGCAUCCCCACCUCUGCGUUAUGUUGGCAGGUCACCGUCACCCCCGAGAGUUCCCUUGAACCCCAAUCAGCUUCCACUAACUACCCCUAGGAACUACCGUAACCGUUAUUCCGAACAGCAUUCGUGGGCUAUCUUUAUCUCGCCACGCUCGGUCGAAUUCCUAAGAAAGCUACAGUUUGAGGUCGUCUUAAAACUCUCUACGGAUCGAUAUCGACCAUUGGGAAACGCCGCCUACGUAUCAAUGAGACUUACACGAUCGUUGUUUGCCAAGGCAUUUCGACAGGAUCGCAUGAAGGCAAUGCCUUUUAUCGAACUGCAGCACAUUGAAAAUUCCAUCGACUUUCGCAGACGGUCUGAGGAGAUUCUGAGGCAAGUGUGCAGUGGCAAUUACGAUGAUGAAGACAACGCGUACAUGAUGCGAGAACCGGACGGAUCCCAUGAGACUUCUCUAGUACCGUUAGAGUGGAACAAUAUCUAUCCAGUUUUGUACCAGGCUCUAGACAAUCCCGAUGAGACACUGGCGAACUCAAGGUUGCCGCGAGCAGCUGGAUUUACAUCAGCACCAUCGCAAUUUUUCUUCCGUGUUGCCUACUUCGUAUGUGUGACUCCUCAACGACUAGACGAGAAGAUUUACGGUAUUGUGCUCCGCACCCAAUCCUUUGAAGGAAGGAUCGUGUCAUUCAAAGCCGUUUUUGAAGGCUUUCCGGAAGCGGUGCCUGUGACACCUUCGAUAUGUGCGUUCGAUAUCGAAACGGUACGAUUUGAUGAAAUUCUCAUAGCGGAAUCUCGGCCGUACGUUUCAUGCGCCGUACGCUUUUCGGAGCCACCUGUGUCUCAAGAAGCGAGAGAUUUUUUGUGCGAAGAAAUACGAGAUCUUCUUCCCAUGGAGCCGUACCAGGGCGUCGUCCCACUGCAAGUUUACCGACUCAACAAAGAAGAGCAAGAUUGGUUGCGGGAUCGUGCUGGCCGUUUUGAGAACUUUGCCUUGCAUCCGAAGGACUCCAAGCAUAGGAUGACGAAACUUUUGAAUGUAGCGAGCUCCGCUCUUGGGGCGAAUGCUAGGCUAAACGAAGACCGUUCCUGCCAUCGAGUAGAUGGAAUCAUUCCAAACAGCUCAGCAUAUCCAAUGCGUAUCAUCUUCCGCCUUUUCAACAUGACUAGCGAAGCAGGAUGGACCAUCAUGAGAGCUGUUAUCGUUUAUGUAAUUGGCACAGACUUCAUCACUUACGCUCAGAUUCGUGCUGUGGAACAUCGAGAAGCCGAGCGGACGCUUAUAAUCACCAUCUGUGCAGUUCACAGGAGCCACCAGGCUUUGACACGUGCCGUUACCCAGCACGCCGUUGAUGGACACGUUGAGAUGUGCGUCAGAUUGGGGCCGCCGUCUACGUCCUCCAAUCCGCUCUAUGACAUUAUUUCACGUACCAGCCUCCUCGAACAGCUAACACAUGGGAGCCUUGGAGAUGAGGCCAUCGAUGCUGGUUACGGACUUCGAAAGUUGAGUUGUGCAAACAAGGACGACCCUGUCAUGUACGAUCCGGACGAUGGUGAAGUUGAGUGUGUGGUGAAUGGAAGGAUAGUCGAGCUCACUCUAGAACAACGUCGGGCUGUAGCACUUGGUCUAAGCCGUUAUCCACUGGUUGGAAUCCAAGCAGCUUUUGGGACAGGCAAAACUCUAGUCGGCGCUUUGAUAGCAGCUACAUCGGCAAAGAGUGCACCUGUGAUUGUAGUAGCGCAAACUAAUGCAGCGGUUGCUCACUUCACAAACAUUCUUCUUUCAGUCGGCGGAAGAGCAGCGUCUCCUGUGCGCUAUUUGGCCGAUACAGCAGCAAUGGAAAACGCUCCCACAACACCAGUGGAUUUAAAUGUGAUUCUAAAGCAACUAGAUACUCAGUACAGUGACCAGAUGAACCCGGAUGAGCUGGAAUUGUGCCGCGAGUUCCGUGAGGGAAGGGAAUUGAUUGAGAGGGACAUCAGUAGCCUGGAUUUUGCACUGCAAAUGACGGAAGAAGACAAGGAAGAGUACAUGAUCGCGGACCGUUUUGUAUCACAUAACAUGAAGAAAAUGGUUCGACUUAUGUUCCGCCUGCGGAAGCCGAAAAUUCUUCUCGCCACCGUUGCUUCCAUACUGAACACAACAGCUUCUAAAGGGCUUCUUAAAAUGCACGUUUAUCCGUUCAAAGUAUUGAUUUAAGUCGAAGCUAUCUACAAUCUUCAAAAUGCUUUUGAUACUGCUGAACAACAGCUUGAAUUGCCGAAAUUCCUGGACGCGGAAGAUGUCAACGUACGCGAUCCCGAUGAAAAAUCCAUCGUUUCCUAUUUGGUCGCCUACUAUCACUACUUCAACAAGUUGAAGCAAGAGACUAUCCAGGGAAAAUGUAUUGAAAAGUUUCUCAAAGGUCAGCAUGUGGAUUUGGAAAAUCUCGGUAGUCAUGACAUUGUCGACGGAAGUCCACGCCUCAUUCUCGGUCUUAUUUGGACUGUUAUCCUUAGGCUCCAAAUCCAAGAUAUCACCUUUGAAGACGCCGAUAACCUCGAAACCCGUUUCGCUAAGGAAGCGUUACUACUUUGGUGCCAGAUGAAAGCACUGGCUAUCCGAAUCCGAAGCCUACCCGCGGUAAGAUGCGAAUCCACUGGAAAAUGUCGACAAAGAUUGCAGUUUCUCAAAGGUCAGCAUGUGGAUUUGGAAAAUCUCGGUAGUCAUGACAUUGUCGACGGAAGUCCACGCCUCAUUCUCGGUCUUAUUUGGACUGUUAUUCUUAGGCUCCAAGUUAAAGAUAUCACCUUUGAAGACGCCGAUAACCUCGAAACCCGUUUCGCUAAGGAAGCGUUACUACUUUGGUGCCAGAUGAAAGCACUGGCUAUCCGAAUAUCCAAGAUAUCACCUUUGAAGACGCCGAUAACCUCGAAACCCGUUUCGCUAAGGAAGCGUUACUACUUUGAAGUCGAAGCUAUCUACAAUCUUCAAAAUGCUUUUGAUACUGCUGAACAACAGCUUGAAUUGCCGAAAUUCCUGGACGCGGAAGAUGUCAACGUACGCGAUCCCGAUGAAAAAUCCAUCAUUUCCUAUUUGGUCGCCUACUAUCACUACUUCAACAAGUUGAAGCAAGAGACUAUCCAGGGAAAAUGUAUUGAAAAGCCGAAGCCUACCCGCGGUAAGAUGCGAAUCCACUGGAAAAUGUCGACAAAGGAUUGCAGUUUCUCAAAGGUCAGCAUGUGGAUUUGGAAAAUCUCGGUAGUCAUGACAUUGUCGACGGAAGUCCACGCCUCAUUCUCGGUCUUAUUUGGACUGUUAUCCUUAGGCUCCAAAUCCAAGAUAUCACCUUUGAAGACGCCGAUAACCUCGAAACCCGUUUCGCUAAGGAAGCGUUACUACUUUGAAGUCGAAGCUAUCUACAAUCUUCAAAAUGCUUUUGAUACUGCUGAACAACAGCUUGAAUUGCCGAAAUUCCUGGACGCGGAAGAUGUCAACGUACGCGAUCCCGAUGAAAAAUCCAUCAUUUCCUAUUUGGUCGCCUACUAUCACUACUUCAACAAGUUGAAGCAAGAGACUAUCCAGGGAAAAUGUAUUGAAAAGGUCAUCAAAGAGUUGAUGGAGAACGAGAAAAUGAUCAACAAAUAUGAGACAAUCUCCUCCGAUCUUCUUGAAUGGAUCAAAGAAAAGAUUGAGAACCUCAACGACAGGACAUUUGCCAACUCUCUACAGGGAGGAAACCUCCAAAGUUCGAAGAAAAAGGCAAGCUUGAAGUGCUUCUGUUCACUCUGCAAUCAGCAAUGCGAGCCAACUCAGCGUCUAUUUCCUCGUGAGGGCAAACUCAUUGAAGACAUAAAUAGAGCAUGGAACACUUUGCAAAAGGCCGAACAUGAACGUGAACUGGCGGUGAAGGAAGAGUUGAUUCGUCAAGAGAAACUCGAACAGUUGAACCAACGUCUUGUCAGCCAGGAUAACUUCGGAUCUAAUCUUGCUAGUGAGGCUGCAAACAAGAAGCACGAAGCUAUUGAAACCGACAUCUUUGCUUACGAAGAGCGUGUUCAGGCAGUUGUUGCUUUGCAGCUUCCAUGGAAUCGAGGAGAUCAACCGGAAAGAGAAUCUGCUCAAGCUGUGGAAUUACCUCUUCCAGCUUCUUCUUGCUUGUCGUGUUGUCUUGAACUUCCUAUGGCUAUCCAACGCAUUUUCCACGACGUGCUUCUUACCCUCGAUCUCAUGGACGAUCAAGGCAAGAAAUCAACUGUUUUUGCCUCGUCGAUAAAGUUAAUUUGCUUUGACAGAGCGUUUUCUUUGACGAUCUCGGAGCUCAUCUUAUGGAUGUGGAAGACAAUGCUCCAGAAGCACGCCCUUCUAGAAUCCGCCAUCAACAUCAUUGGUGAACGAGUGCGAAAUGCUGUGGGGCAGGCUCUGCGGUACCAAGAGCUCCUUGAUUUGGCUGCACGCAAACGUCGUCUUGAAGACAACCGCAGGUUGUGCCAGUUCUGGUGGGAUGUGGCUGAUCUAGAUGAAAACAUCGAUCAAGAACUAAACUUAGCUAAACUCCGAAAGCAACGUCUUGUUGACGCCUUGUCGCUCUACAAAAUCUGUGCCGAUGCUGACUCGGUCGAAGCCUGGAUUGAUGAGAAGUUAAGGGAACUGUUGGCUACUCUUAUUCCUGAAAAAGACCUCGAGGGAGUUGAAAUCAUGAAACAUCGCUUCGAAACACUCGAACAAGGCAUGGAGAAUUAG